UUCAAAAUUCUGUUUCAACGUUGCCUACCAAGGCCCAAGCCAUCAUAGCCCCUCGCUCCAGCCACUUUCCCCCGCCACACCGACCGCCGUCGUUUCCCUCACGUCACUCGCUGUUCCUAAACGUUUAUAAUCUGUUUUGAGUUUGAAGGUUGAAUUACGAAUUUGCGAUUAAACUAUUCUUCCCCUCCAAAAUAAUUUCUCCUGCCCUUCCCUCUCUUCGCCGUUUCCCCACCGCCGCUACUUUCAUCCAUUGCGCUGCCACCGCCCUUCGAUCAGAAUUUGUUUUUUCUAGAGUUUCCGGUAACCUGCAUUUGAAUGGAAAAGGAGGGGAAUAGAAUUUCUGACAGUGAAGAGGUUCCUGGUGAUGUUAUGCAUGGUUUGGGAGUGGAAAAAGAGGUAGAAACAGGAGUGGUGGAUAAAGAGGAGGAGGAGGAGGAGGAGGAAGGAGAGGAAGAAGUGGAGGAUGAAGGAGAGGAUGAUAUUGAAGAAGAAGACGGUUACACAUUCAAAUUUAAGGCCGGAGAAAAUCCAUUUGAUUUUGUUGAAGGAACCGAUUUUAGUGUCCAACCAUAUAAAAAAUUUGAGCGCCUUGAAUAUGAAGCCCUUGCUGAGAAAAAGAGAAAAGCUCUUGCAAAUGGUCAGAGUGAGAGAGCUGCAAAGAGGGGCAGGGUAGAAGACGUUGCUGGUGCUAGCUUUGAUGAAAUUUUGGAAGCUAUGAAUUAUGGAUCUAGGAGGAAGUUAAAGGAGCCUAAAAAAAGAGGUCGACGGAAAGGAUCAAAGAAAAAACUUAAUCGUGAUGUUACAAAGUUGCUCGGUGAUGCAACUUUAUGUUAUGCUCAAGGCCAGCACGAGAAGGCUAUAUCUUUAUUACGCCAAGUUGUUCUGCAAGCCCCAGAUUUACCUGAUUCGUACCACACACUUGGACUUGUUUACAAUGCAAUUGGUGAUGAUGUAAAAGCCAUGGGAUUCUACAUGCUUGCUGCACAUUUAAUGCCAAAAGAUUCAUCUCUCUGGAAACUGCUAUUUUCAUGGUCAAUUGAACGAGGUGAUAUUGAUCAAGCAAGCUAUUGUCUUUCUAAAGCAAUAAAAGCAGAGCCUGAUGAUAUUAAUUUAUUAUUUCAUCGUGCGUCACUCUACCUUGAGCGUGGAGAUUGUGAGAAAGCAGCUGAAACAUAUGAUCAGAUUCAUCAACAAUGCCUUGGUAACGUUGAGGCACUCAUGACAGGAGCAAAGCUGUACCAAAAAUGUGGUCAUCUUGAACGUGCAAUUUGCAUUCUUGAGGACUACAUUAAAGAGCAUCCAUCGGAAGCUGAUUUAGAUGUGGUUGAUCUUUUAGCUUCUUUAUACAUGGGAAGUAAAGAAUUCAGCAAAGCUCUUGAGCACAUUGAACAUGCAGAUAGGGUGUACUGUGCCGGAAAUGAGCUACCUUUAAACUUGACAGCUAAAGCAGGAAUCUGCCACGCUCAUCUUGGAAACUUGGAGAAGGCAGAGUGCCUCUUUGCUAAUUUGAGACGGGAAACUACCUAUGAUCACUCAAAUUUGAUGAUUGAAGUUGCAGACUCGUUGCUGAGUCUUAAGCACUAUAGCUGGGCAUUGAAGUAUUAUUUGAUGUCCGAAGAAGUAAAUGCUGGAGAGAACAUGGGGAUUUUAUACCAAAAAGUUGCUGAGUGUUACUUAUCAACUAAUGAAAAGGAACAGGCAAUUGUUUUCUUUUAUAAAGUGCUUCAACAUGUUGAAGAUAACAUUAAUGCUCGAUUAACUUUGGCCUCCCUCCUCCUUGAGGAAGCUAGAGACGAAGAAGCCAUUUCAUUACUAUCUCCUCCAAAAGAUUCAAACCCAACUAGCUCAUCUUCCGGCAAAUUAAAACCGUGGUGGCUGAAUGAGAAAGUAAAACUGAAGCUUUGCCACAUAUACAGAACUAGAGGAUUGCUUGAGAACUUCGUUGAGGUGAUCUUUCCUUUGGUCCGAGAAUCCUUAUAUAUCGAGACUCUUCAAGAAAAGAUUAAAGUGAACAAGAAGAAGCUUCCAAGGAGGGUUUUGCUAGAGAGAGUGAAAGUACUAGAUGGACGUGAAACUGGCAACCUAUUUCGUGGAUUCAGACCUGUAGCUCCGAAAUCAGAUUUAACAAAAGCAUCCAGAGCAAAGAGAUUACUUCAAAAAAGGGAUAGAAUCAAGGAAGAAAAGAAGGCUAAAUUACUGGCUGCAGGAGUCAACGUGAGCUAUGAUGAUUUAGAUGAUGAGCCAGCGCUACGGAUGCAUCGAGAAUCCCCCCUGCCUAACCUUCUGAAGGAAGAAGAACACCAUAUUCUUAUUGUCGAUUUGUGCAAGGCAUUGGCUUCCUUAGGAAGAUGUUCUGAAGCUUUAGAGAUUAUAAGUCUAACUUUAAAGUUGGCUUUUAACUCAUUAUCGACGGAAAGGAAGGAAGAACUCCAGUUACUUGGAGCUCAAUUAGCUUUCAGCUCAACUGGUACCAUGCAUGGUUUCAACUUUGCAAAGCACGUUGUUAAGCAGUACCCUUACAGCAUCUCGGCUUGGAACUGCUAUUAUAAAGUAGCUUCAUGUUUGACGAACCGGGAUUCAAGGCAUUGCAAGCUUCUGAAUAGCAUGCAAGCCAAAUACAAAGAUUGUGCACCACCCUAUAUCAUUGCCGGGCAUCAAUUUACCACCAUUAGCCAUCAUCAAGAUGCUGCAAGGAAAUAUCUUGAAGCUUAUAAAAUCAUGCCGGAUAGUCCCCUAAUUAAUUUGUGUGUUGGAUCAUCCUUAAUCAACUUGGCUCUUGGAUUCCGUCUUCAAAACAAGCAUCAGUGUGUUGCGCAGGGCUUGGCAUUCCUCUACAAAAAUUUGAAGCUGUGCGAUAACAACCAGGAAGCCUUGUACAACAUAGCUCGAGCAUAUCAUCACAUUGGACUGGUGACACUGGCAGUUACAUAUUACGAAAAGGUGCUUGCAACUUACCAGAAGGAUUGCCCCAUACCAGAACUUUUUGGUGAGAAUCGAAACAUUAAACAUCAGAAUUCAGUCUAUUGUGACCUACGGAGAGAAGCAGCUUACAAUUUGCAUCUUAUUUAUAAAGAGAGUGGAGCUCUUGAUCUUGCUAGGCAAGUCCUAAAAGAUCAUUGCACAUUUUAAGUAGAAAGCAUUUUUUGUUAGCAAUAGCAUAGCAGCAUAUAACAAAAGAAAGAAAAUCUUAUCUUGUUUUGAUAGAGAUUGUACAAAGGUGGAGGAUGUAUAAUAUGGUAGCUCGUAAAAACUCGGAUAUAUUAUUCUACAACCGAGUUUAUAAGGAUUCAGUUGAGUCAGUAUAUUAUGUAUAUAAUAACUAUCUAUGCAGGAGAUCAGUUAUUAAUUCAGCAGAACGUAGUUUUAUGUUUGUAUGGGUAAUUGAGGUAAUUUUUUUUAA
Cucumis melo (muskmelon) is the source of this 3400-nucleotide messenger RNA. RefSeq lists its product as uncharacterized. The record is from RefSeq and is a predicted model, not a curated record. Gene Ontology annotation, biological process: transcription by RNA polymerase III. The transcript has 19 exons. Lineage: Eukaryota; Viridiplantae; Streptophyta; Magnoliopsida; Cucurbitales; Cucurbitaceae. Gene Ontology annotation, molecular function: protein binding. Gene Ontology annotation, cellular component: transcription factor TFIIIC complex. Bases 316 to 3129 code for a protein of 937 amino acids.